AUUUUCUUCAUUUAUUGAGAAGCAAUCGCUGCUUUGGUAUAUUUACGCUAGGGUUUGGAGCUUUGGAGGAGGUGGUGGUUGAUCAUUCGCCUCUUUGAACAUAUUCAUUUGCUUUCGGAUUCUUCCAUCUCAGAUACCAAGUUUUGUAAGGAGAUCUCAUAGUUAAGAGUUAUUAUUAUUUUAAUGGGGGAUGCAGAAAACAACCUUCCACCAUCCAAGAAGAGGGCUGCUGGAAGGGAAAUAUCCCGAGAUAACCCUGGUCUUGAUGAUGAGGAAGAAGAUCCUGGAAAAGAAAUUGGGACAUUUAAGAGAGCACCCGAAGAAGUGCUAGCAGGCAGGAGGAUUGUGAAAGUUCGUCGCCAUCAAACAUCAUCAAGCCAAUCUGCUCCGCCUUCUUCCAAUCCUUUUGCUGGAAUCAAGUUAAUCACUCCUGGCAGUUCUAGCUUUGCUUCACCUGCAGCUGCAUUUGAAAUCCCUAAUUUGAAAGCUGUAGGCGAAAAGGAUGGAAAGAAUGAUGUGAAUGAGGAAUCUCCAAAGGAUGAUAAGAAUGGCGUGAAUGAGGAAUCUCCGAAGGAUGAGACUAACAAGGCUGACGAGGCAGGAGGGGGGGCUGCCACAGACGAUACGAAACCAGUUAUCACUAAUACGGAAAACAAAACUGAAUUAGAAGGAAAGGCUGAGGAGGCGGGACCAGUUGAGAUCCUUAAUACUGUCGUUGAGGAAACCAAAACCGAAUUAGUGAAUGAGAGUGCACCAGAAGAAGAUAAAACCACAGAACAAGACAACAAUGAUGACGAGGAGGCAGCCGGUGUGGACAAAACCAAGAAUGACUCACCCUUCAGCUCGUUUCAACAGCUUUCAUCAAACCAGAAUGCUUUUGCUGGGCUUACUGGAACCGGUUUUUCCAGUUCGGCCUUCUCAUUUGGGGUUAUAAAUAAUGGAUCUCAGCUAGGUUCUAGUUCUUCUACGGUUGACCUGAAAAGCAGCAAUAUUUCUACCCCUUUCAGUUUUGGCAUUAGCAGCAGCUCUGGUUCCUCCCUAUUUGGGGAUAACUCGAAGAGCGAGUCACGUGGGGUGCCAUCCAUGCAAGCGGUCGCGGUUGAGACAGGAGAAGAACAAGAGAAGUCAGUUUUUGUGGCUGACUCUAUUUUGUUCCAGUUCAUUGAUGGAGGAUGGAAGGAGAGAGGUAAGGGAGAAGUGAAGGUGAACAUCCCAAUAGAUGACGGGACAGGGAAAGGAAAAGGUAGAAUGUUGAUGAGAACGAGAGGCAAUUAUAGGUUGGUGUUGAAUGCGAGUCUCUAUCCUGACAUGAAACUCGCUAACAUGGAAAAGAAGGGAAUUACAUUUUCCUGCAUCAACCAUCCAAGUGAAGGAGAAGAUGGCGGAAACUUAUCUACCUUUGCCUUGAAAUUUAAGGAUGCAACUAAAGUUGCAGAGUUCCGCGAGGCAGUCGACGAACAUAAAGGCAAAAUAGCAGGCAGUUCUUCAUCUGCAGUUCUGAAGACACCAGAAAACUCACCAAAGGAGGACGAAUAAUUCUGCUGCUUAAUUAAGAAGGUUAGAUUGAUCUCUGUCUCUCUUUCUCUUUCUCUUUCUCACUUAAAUCAGAUUGUUGUGUAUUUGCAUGUAUCAGUUUUCUUGGACUUGGUUCAUUUUGUUGUUCUCUCUUUCUUUAUCCAUUACUCAAACCUCUCGGUUAAUUUGGAAAGCUGAUGGAAACUUGGUGAACUUUAGGAAUCAUGUUGAGUAUAAAAUUGCAAGCCUUUUAUUGA
Messenger RNA from Impatiens glandulifera, 1772 nucleotides. Its product is annotated as nuclear pore complex protein NUP50A-like. Gene Ontology annotation, molecular function: GTPase activator activity. The record is from RefSeq and is a predicted model, not a curated record. Lineage: Eukaryota; Viridiplantae; Streptophyta; Magnoliopsida; Ericales; Balsaminaceae. The coding region runs from base 184 to 1536 and encodes 450 amino acids. Gene Ontology annotation, cellular component: nuclear pore; cytoplasm. Gene Ontology annotation, biological process: intracellular transport. The transcript has 2 exons.